UUCAAGUUGUUUAUUUGUGCACUCCAAAUUAUUUCACUCUCAUGCCUUUGUGGCCUGUCCUGUGGCCUUUGUGUCCUAAACUUUUUUGUAACACCAAAGGCCAAAUGGCCUUGUCCCUAAAAUGACGAAAUUCCAAGUCUGCUUGAGUUGUCCUGACCAGGGAGUCAUUUUUCCCCUCUGUACCGGAUGUGGGCACUGCACUCUCUGUCCAUGGUGAUUGACCAGGCCGGUCCUCUGUACCACGAAUAUGUGGAGGUCAGCUUCACCCUGGUUCUGAGGCUGCCGCUGAACAUCUACCCCACCCACAUCAAGAUCCACCAGAGUCUGGGUCGAUGCCUCAACUCCUGCACACGUUUGCCCCGCGCCACGUCAACCUGGCUAGCCUGGUGCCUAGCCUCUGUGUGAACCUGCGCAGCUCGUACCUGUCCCUGUGUUGCGCUGUGAUGGCCUGUCUGAGAUGGCUGGCCCAGAAGGAAGCGCUGGAGGUGUCGGAGCACGCCAUGGCGCUGGUCAAGGAGCUGAGACGUCCGGUCAUUAACUUCCAGCCGUCUUUCCUUUGAGGCUCAGCGUGUUCAGAUGGACUCUGAAUGAUGAGCGUGCGUUCGGAUACAGCUUCACGACCUGUAGAAAUGCCUCGUUGUCACCACUCUCUCAUCAGAUGUGAUCAUAAAGUAGGUGGGCCUGGAGGGGGCGCUGUUUAGCCUGCUGGAUCGGGAGUCAGACCCCCGACUGAGUCAUCAAGGAGACCCUGGUCCACAUGAUGACCUCCAUCACUGCAGGGAAACUGGCCCACUGGCUCAAACUCUGCAAAGAUGUGUUGUCUGCCUCUGCGGACUUCCUGGUUCUUCAUCUGGCCGACUUUCAUCUGGCCGACCUUCAUAUGGCCUUCAUGGCCGCCACCGACCACAGCGACCAGCUCCAUAUCUCUGGCCUGCAGACCCUCCUGGUCGUCAUCCGCAAGUUUGCCGCCAUCCCCAAGCCCGAGUUUCCAGGCCACGUCAUCUUGGAGCAGUAUCAGGUCAACGUGAGUCCAUGGCGUCACGCCACAUCCAGAAACGGCGAUGGCACUUCUCUCCUCUCUUCCCGUGUAGGUUGGCUCAGCGUUGAAGCUGGCCAGGUGAGGCCUUCCGUCUCCCCUCUUGCCGUAACUAAUAGCAACGGAAUGCCGGCGUUCGACUGGAGCGACGGCUGACUGUGGGGUUUGUUCUUUGCUGCCCACCAGGAGGGACCUUCUACAAGGCUGAGAUGGGGGAGCAGGCCAGACCCCACCACUACAGCUCCUGGGCUCCUAUCCUCCACACCACAGC
This is a messenger RNA of Esox lucius (northern pike), 1307 nucleotides long. Its product is annotated as HEAT repeat-containing protein 5A-like. The record is from RefSeq and is a predicted model, not a curated record. NCBI's taxonomy places the organism in Eukaryota, Metazoa, Chordata, Actinopteri, Esociformes, Esocidae. The transcript is spliced from 4 exons. Gene Ontology annotation, biological process: intracellular protein localization; retrograde transport, endosome to Golgi; endocytosis. Gene Ontology annotation, cellular component: membrane; Golgi apparatus; endocytic vesicle. The coding region runs from base 758 to 1192 and encodes 144 amino acids.